Anolis sagrei ordinatus is the source of this 1782-nucleotide messenger RNA. It is a transcript of the gene CFAP53, whose product is annotated as cilia and flagella associated protein 53. The record is from RefSeq and is a predicted model, not a curated record. Lineage: Eukaryota; Metazoa; Chordata; Lepidosauria; Squamata; Anolidae.
UGCGUCGUUGUUGUGGCAACGGGCACGCGUUCUGCUGAGGCUUCCAAGAUGGCGGCGAACCAAUGGAGCCGGGUGGUUCGGGAAGUGAAGGGACACAAGCCGUUUUGCUUCGGGAUUCGGGCCAAAUUUCCCAAGCCAAAUGUUGUUGGAAAGCAACUUAUUGUCUGGAGGGAACAAGAAAGGUUACGCCAUGAAGCUGAAAUGCAUGUCAAGGCCCAUCAGAUUGGCCAACAGGUCAAUGAAAUGGAGGAAGUGGAUGAACGCAAACGCCUCCACCGUCUUGUCCAACAGAAGGUUGAUGUGGAAAUGCAGAGCUACCUGGCAGGAGAAGAGGAGAGGAGAAAAAGGCUACUGAAUCUCCUGGAAGCAGAGGAAAAAGGUUACUUCACUGAAAUGGAAUCACUAGAAGAAACCAUGGGGGACCGACAAAAGGAUAUGAGAACAAGAGCAAAAGAGCUAAGAGAGAAGAGGGAGGAAGCCAGGAGGAAAGUUGCGGCAGAAAAAAGGGAGCAGCAGUUCAGAGAAACUUGUGAGGAGCUGCGGACACAGUGGAGCCAGAAGCACUUGUUGGAGGUGUGUGAAGACCGCCUGGCUCAGCUGGCCCUGAAGGAGGAACUGAAGAAGCAGAAAGCACAGGAGGAGGCCAACUUUGCAGCUCUCUGGGAAGCGGACAGGCUGGCGAAGGAGAAGCGGGCAAUGGAGGAUGCCCAGAAGAGAUCUGGUCGUAAUGACGACAUGCUUAACAUGCUUAACACUCAGCGGGCGAUAGCAGAAGCUCAGAAGCAGGAGGACAGGCGGCUGAAGGAAGAAGAGGCUAAACUGAUGGAAGAAGACCGGCAGCUGAUGAAACUGGAGAAUGAACGUGCUGAGAUAGAAAGAAGGAGGAAACUCAGAGAGUGUGGCGACAUGUUGCUGGAUUCCAUGAAGGAGAAGAGGAAGCGUCUCAAUGAAGAAAAGGAAGAGGAGUUGGCAUUAGAUAUGAAGAUCUUGGACCAUGUCCUUCAAGAAUCCUUGGAGGACACUGAGAGCCAAAGGCAAAGGAAAAGAGAGCUCUUGAAAGAGCAGACGACCUAUCAGGCAUACCUGGCUCAACAGAGAGAGGAGGAGAAGCAGCGGGAGAAAGAAAUGGACAAACUGCGAGCCGAAGACUCUGCCAAGAUGUGGGCAAAGAGGGCUGAAAAGGCGAAGGCCCUGAAAGACGCCAGGGAUGGUUUGCUGAGAGAGGUCAUGGAGACAAGGCGGCUUCAAAUUGAGGAGAAAUUGCAAAGAAAUGCCCAUGAACAAGAGGAACUUUUCCGGGACAGAGAGUUAUUAAAUGCAGCCAUUGAAGAACACAAACGUCAAGAAGAGGAAGGAUAUUUGAGGGGUGUUCAGCAAGCAAAGAAAUAUCGGGAAGAACUCCAAGCUCAGAUGGACUACAUCAAUCGGGCCCAUGCUUCUGAAAAGGAGGAGCAGCAGAGAGAAUAUGCCACGGCACAGGAAGUAGAAAGGCUUUUCCAGCAGAAGAUCGCAGAUGUCUUGUCAAGACCUUACAUGAGAAUGAAAGACCUCCAUCCUCUACGGAGGCACCUCAUCAGUAGCUCACAGUCUUAGAGUCAGUUAAAUCUGUGUAAUAGGUAUUUAUACUCGUGGCAUUUAAAACGGUCCAGUGGCCGAUAAAGCCUGAUGGUGCUUCGUGAUUGAUGGAAGGAAAGAUUUCCACAAAGGUCACAUGUCGAGUUUUUUUCCAAUCUGUGCUUAAAACUUGUAGAACUUAAAUAAAGAAUUCUGAAGAAAGAAAUC